Priapulus caudatus is the source of this 447-nucleotide messenger RNA. Its product is annotated as putative ankyrin repeat protein RF_0381. Gene Ontology annotation, molecular function: protein binding. The transcript has a single exon. The record is from RefSeq and is a predicted model, not a curated record. Gene Ontology annotation, cellular component: cytoplasm; nucleus. The annotation marks the transcript as partial. Lineage: Eukaryota; Metazoa; Priapulida; Priapulimorpha; Priapulimorphida; Priapulidae.
GCCGCGAACUCCUUUGGAGAGACCUCCCUGUACCACGCAGCUUGCUCUUGCCGGCUGGGCAUCAUGCGCCUGCUACUUGAGGCCGGUGCAGAUCCAAACGGCGCCAAGACGGAGAGAGGAGCGAUACCGCUGAUGAGGGCGGUGACGGAGCCCGAUGAGGCAAUGGUGCGGAUGCUUCUCUCACACGGCGCCGACGCCAACGCCGCGUACUUUCACGGAUGGACCUCCCUGUUUGACGCGGCCAACUAUGGCCUGCUGUACAUCAUGCACCUGCUACUGGAGGCCGGCGCCGACCCCAACGCUGUAAACUCCCGCAACGGAGAGACCUCCCUGCACAUUCUCCUUCGUUCUCGACAUUCUGGCCGGCUGGACAUCGUGCGCCUGCUACUGAAGGCCGGCGCAGACCCCAACGUCGCCGAGACGCAGACCGGGGAGACGCCGCUGAUG